Thecamonas trahens ATCC 50062 is the source of this 1167-nucleotide messenger RNA. RefSeq lists its product as uncharacterized. Bases 1 to 1167 code for a protein of 388 amino acids. The transcript has a single exon. The record is from RefSeq and is a predicted model, not a curated record. Lineage: Eukaryota; Apusomonadida; Apusomonadidae.
AUGAUGGACUUGACGUCGUCAGGCGAGUCGAUGGUGGUGGGCGACGCAGCUCCCCUGCCGCUGCGGAAGGGGAGCUGUGCCACAACGCCGUGGCGGUACGAGGGUCAUGUGGAUGUCGAGACCGAGCUACCGCACGGCCACGGCAUGCUGCUGUUUGCGUCUGGAGCGCGGUACGUGGGAUCGUUUGAGCAGGGAGAACGGAGCGGGUAUGGCGAGCUUGUGUGCGAGCAUGGGCGGUUUGUGGGCUCGUUUGCCGAUGACGCCUUUACUGGAUGCGGCGAUCACGAGGUGUGGGAGGACGAGAGCGGGUGCGAUCCGUUGGCGCCUGCGGUGCAGGCCGGGCGAUACCGCGGCGACCACCGCGGCGGGUUCCGGCAUGGCGCCGGUGUGUUCCAGCUUCCGAUGGAGGCCGGCGUGUACGACGGGUGGUUUGAGCGCGGCGAGUGGUCGGGACCCGGCUCGUUUGUUUCCGAGCUCGAUGGGAGCGUGUUCUCGGGCGUGUGGGAUGCGCCGCGGAGAGAGCUUCAGGCGAGCCGGCGGGCCCGGCCGCUUGGGUACGACAACGGAUGCGUUGGUCAGAUUGUGUACGGCAAUGGGGUGAUGUUCGAGGGCCGGUUUGAGACGCUGCAGCCGGUGUCGGGCGUGCUGCGCCUCGGUGACGGCGAGAUUGUCGACGGCACGUUUGCGAACGGGCGGCCGGUCGACGGCGAGUGGAUCAUGCCGGAGCUUGGUGUGAGCUACGUCGGGACUUUUGGAGGCCAUCGGUACGAUCUGCAUGGGUUUGGCACCCUUCGGUCGAUUCCGCGCGAGGCUGUCCUCUACGAGGGCGAGUUUGUGCACGGCGUGCCACAGGCGCGCGCCGUUCUCAUCUUUGUCCACAAGCCGUGGCAGGCGCAUGCCCGCUCGGACCUUGCUGAUGCCCUUAACCAACUCGGCGAAGAGUACAUGCUUCGGGACGUUGUCGCUGCCAUUGUCGACUUUGUCUCGGUCGCAUCCACCGACUGGGCCAUCGCCCACAUCAACGACCGCGACGAGUGCAAGACCGUCGCCAAUGCUAUCUCUUCGCUCCCCGCUGCAAAAGCCGGUAAGCUUCACGUCUGCAUCCGUCCUCUCCCGCACUGGUACGUCCUGCGGAACAUGACCAUCCUCCAUCGAUUCCCCGCAUAG